GUAAGGAAACGCGAUGCUGGGCUUUUUGUCUGCGCGACAAGCGGGUUUGGAGGACCCUUUUCGCUUCCAGAGAGCAGAGGCCACACGAAGAGAGAUCUACGUGUUACAUGAACAACACAUUCAAUAACUCUGAAGAAUUAAGUUUUCCAAGUUUACCUUGCAUGUAAUGGCACAGUAAUCACUAAUGAAUUUGGGUCUUGGGACUGGAAUUAAAUAAAGACAGAGAUGUUGAAAGAAUCCAUGGCAGUGGAGUUAACACCCUUGACAUUGAACCUGUUGAAAGGAGAUAGGCUCAUCUUUUAAUACCCACUCAAGGACAACUGUGGGGCACUCACAUAAAAAAUAUCUGCAGACAUGAGGAACAAGGGAUGACUGAUUCCUCUUGGCCUUGUGUUCUGCAUGUUAUCAGGUGGUUCCGAUGGCGUGAUUGUACUUUAUGACCUUGAGAACUCCACCAGACAACCUUAUUACACGUGUAAAGCACUGUGCUCCAUUGGCAGAAACCAUGCCGAUGUUCACAAAUAUAGUGUGGAGACUGUUCAGUGGUACCCUCAUGACACAGGCAUGUUCACAUCAAGCUCAUUUGAUAAAACUCUGAAAGUGUGGGAUACGAAUACAUUACAAACUGCAGAUGUAUUUAAUUUUGAGGAAACAGUUUAUAGUCAUCAUAUGUCUCCAGUUGCCACCAAGCACUGUUUGGUAGCAGUUGGUACUAGAGGACCCAAAGUACAACUUUGUGAUUUAAAGUCUGGAUCCUGUUCUCAUAUUCUACGGGGUCACAGACAGGAAAUAUUGGCAGUUUCCUGGUCACCACGAUAUGACUAUAUCUUGGCAACUGCCAGUGCUGACAGUAGAGUAAAAUUGUGGGAUGUGAGGAAAGCAUCAGGAUGUUUGAUUACUCUUGAUCAACAUAAUGGAGAGAAGUCACAAGCUGCUGAGUCAGCAAACACUGCUCAUAAUGGGAAAGUGAAUGGCUUAUGUUUUACAAGCGAUGGGCUUCACCUACUAACUGUUGGUACAGAUAAUCGAAUGAGGCUCUGGAAUAGUUCCAGUGGAGAAAAUACAUUAGUAAACUAUGGAAAAGUUUUUAACAACAGUAAAAAAGGAUUGAAAUUCACUGUUUCCUGUGGCUGCAGUUCAGAAUUCGUUUUUGUACCAUAUGGCAGCACGAUUGCUGUUUAUACAGUGUACUCAGGAGAACAGAUAACUAUGCUUAAGGGACAUUAUAAAAGUGUUGACUGCUGUGUGUUUCAGUCUAAUUUCCAGGAACUUUACAGUGGUAGCAGAGACUGUAAUAUUCUUGCUUGGGUACCAUCCCUAUAUGAACCACUUCCUGAGGAAGAUGAGACUAAAACCAAGUCCCGGUUAAAUCCAGCCUUUGAAGACGCCUGGAGCAGCAGUGAUGAGGAAGGAUGACUGUCAGCCUUUAGGACCUUUGUUUCUCUAAAGAUGAAAUUUUUUAAGCAGCACUGUUUGCAUGGAGAGUUUUGUAACUGUUCAUUCUAUUCUUAAAAAUUAAAUUAAUCCUGAAUUUGGG
Molecule: messenger RNA, 1537 nt
Organism: Chinchilla lanigera (long-tailed chinchilla)
Lineage: Eukaryota; Metazoa; Chordata; Mammalia; Rodentia; Chinchillidae
Product: DNA excision repair protein ERCC-8
Exons: 14
Coding region: 400-1416 (338 amino acids)
Biological process (GO): protein polyubiquitination; proteasome-mediated ubiquitin-dependent protein catabolic process; transcription-coupled nucleotide-excision repair
Cellular component (GO): nucleotide-excision repair complex; Cul4A-RING E3 ubiquitin ligase complex
Molecular function (GO): protein binding
Source: RefSeq, a predicted model, not a curated record